Molecule: messenger RNA, 2551 nt
Organism: Salmo salar (Atlantic salmon)
Lineage: Eukaryota; Metazoa; Chordata; Actinopteri; Salmoniformes; Salmonidae
Source: RefSeq, a predicted model, not a curated record
GAGAAGGUGAGUUUUCGUUCCACAUGCAGACAGAAACGAACACUGACAUGUGCACUGCAUGUUGUUUCAAACACUUUCUAUAAAGCGACGCUUUAUUUCUACAUUCAUUUAUCUUACUGAAUAGAAAAACAAUUGUCAAUUUGCAUAGCGAGACUGUAAAUGUCUUCAAUGACAAAUAUGGUUACGGAUGGAAAUGUGUCUCUGGCAAAGGAGACGUUGUGUACAAACUAUCUCUGGUCCAGGGCAUAACUGCGCAUUCUGGAUCGGGUUUUUGAGCGGACAAAAUACGAAAUCCAUGUGUAGUGACUGUAUUCAAUGUAGGCUACAAAGUAAAAAGGAAAGAUGUUGCUAUAGUGUUGAAUAACUGCUCUCUGUAGUCUAUGUGCCAGUUGCUAUUUAAAAAAAAUAUAUAUACUUAUUAUGAGGGCAUUUUGUUUACCGCCCUUUUUGUUUUAUUUCCUACAGCAUUGAGCACAUGCGCGUGAAUCGGUUAGUCUGGCGGUAAGCAAAGUGUUUAAAGUAUUUUAACUUCGUAUUAUAUUUCCUGAGCCUUGCCAACAUCAUGCGAAAUCUAAAUAGGCCUAGCCAUAUGUUUUAAGAACUCGGUCACAAACCAGUCCGUCAUUCAGAUAAAUCUAGGUCCGAGGGCAUGGCAAAGAGACGGGGGAUGGGAUUUGUAUAAAAUUAAAGCUCACAUAUUUAAUUUUUACACAAUUCAAAAACAGUUAAAAUCGGAAUUUGGAGAACAGUAAAAACAAGCAACAUUGACUCCAGCCAUGAUCACCUUGUUGCUGUAGUUUCAUUCACCUCAGACAAUAUGGGAUUUAAAGGGAUAAUCCAACCCAAAGAUUCAGCAUAGCCUAUCCAUGAGUGUGCUUCUGUUGGAGGUGCUCCCACAAGCAGCUGAUAGACCUGUUCAGAGAGAAUGUGGAAGACUGCGUAGCCGACAGCAGCCCAGGCCUUCCCGGCCAGCCCCUCAUACAGGUUAACACAAAGACGCAGGAUGGAGUUAAUUGAUACAUUCCUGAGUAAGGUUGCUAGCUUGGUGGAAGAUGUUCAACUCCUCUUUUUUCAACAUGGAGUCCUUCCUGUUCUCCAUUUCGUCCUUCAUGAAGAUGAUUCUGGACCACAGGCCCAAAGACCUGGACAAGCUCAUCUGCCCUUGGGUCGGGUCCUCCACUUCCCCAUCCAAUCCCCCCAUGUCACAAGACUCCUCCCUGAACACAAGCUCCGUCACAGGCCAGCAGUCUUGUGUUAAUGAUCUCAGAGCCCCACAAGCCUCACAGGGUCAACCCAUGUCUCCAGGCAGGCCAGAGGCUCACAGGGUCAACCCAUGUCUCCAGGCAGGCCAGAGGCUCACAGGGUCAACCCAUGUCUCCAGGCAGGCCAGAGGCUCACAGGGUCAACCCAUGUCUCCAGGCAGGCCAGAGGCUCACAGGGUCAACCCAUGUCUCCAGGCAGGCCAGAGGCUCACAGGGUCAACCCAUGUCUCCAGGCAGGCCAGAGGCUCACAGGGUCAACCCAUGUCUCCAGGCAGGCCAGAGGCUCUAUGGCCUGAAGAGCUGCUGCGUCCAGUAGAACAGGAGGAAGGAAGGGGAGGAAACUCUCAGCUCUCUCAUUACCCCUCUGGCUCCCAAUGCACUGCUCUUGAGCCCAGAGCCAGAGGCUGCCAUGCUGGAUCAGAGCGAAGGCACUGGGCAGACUGAGGCUCCUACUCACCCCAGGGAAGAGCGAGGGCCUGGGGGAGAGAUGGAGGAGUAGGAAGAGGCGGAGGGAUAGCAUAGAGGGCCAUAUCAGAGCUCUUCAUAUCAUCUGGCCUCAUUGGUGGUACACAAGUACAUAUACACAGUCAGUAAUGAUGAAUUACCGAUGCUAACCGUAGUUGAUUGUUUUGUAAAGACUCCAGGAAAACCCUAUGGAUGGAGGGUGUAAAAGAAAGUGUUUGGCGCCAACCGUGAAGGCUAGUGUGUUAGCACAUCAUAACGCCUGUCACGAUUUACAGAAACAGCCCAACUGGCCUGUUAUUACCUUGCUUGCUUUGCUGUGUUUGCCGCUCCUGACAUCAUAUGGCAUGACUUGCAACAAAGUAGCAACACAAAUCAUAAUCCAAAGAUCAUGUCGUAGGCCUGUCCUGGAACCAAAAUGACCUGGGAAUACUUCUCUAACAGCAAUGCACGUACUUACCAACCAAGUUAUUUUCUUUGGAUCGUUAGAGUGUAGUUUGACAACAAACCGAGGGCAUGGAAAAUUAUUAACACACAUUUUUGUGUAACUGUGUCAUACAAAGGGUGAAACUAGCUAGAUAUUGUUGGUUGUGUGUUGAGCUCAAGCUUUAAGGCCUCCAUUAUUAAGGAUAAUCUAUAAACAGGUAUGCUCUUAUUGUGGGGUUGCCUUGGCAGCAUUAGCCAUAGAAUAUAAAAGCACAAGUUCAAUGAAGUAACACUUUAUUUGGAUAGUCCCAUGUAGAUGGUUUGUAGAUGUUCAAUAAAUGUCAACAUUUCAACUAACUACAGUGCCUUGCAAAAGUAUUCAUCCCGCUUGCUGUUUUUCC